Messenger RNA from Fonsecaea monophora, 1638 nucleotides. RefSeq lists its product as hypothetical. The record is from RefSeq and is a predicted model, not a curated record. The transcript has 7 exons. Gene Ontology annotation, biological process: mRNA splicing, via spliceosome. Bases 1 to 1638 code for a protein of 545 amino acids. Lineage: Eukaryota; Fungi; Ascomycota; Eurotiomycetes; Chaetothyriales; Herpotrichiellaceae. Gene Ontology annotation, cellular component: U2 snRNP; U2-type spliceosomal complex. Gene Ontology annotation, molecular function: RNA binding.
AUGGCCGAAGAAGAUCAUCGCUCGACAGAGGGCAUAUAUACCGGUCUCCCUCUCGACCCAUCCGCGUUCGAUAGUGACCCCCGAAUCUCUUGGUCGAAACUCGACAACAAGUUCAUCCUCGAAACCGACGAGGGCAACGAGUUCGAAUGGGACACUGCUCUGAAAAGAUGGAUACCAGUGCUGGACCAGUCCCUGUUGGACCAACAAGGUGAAAUCUACAAGGUUGCAGGUGUCGACGAGGAUGCGACAACCACCUCACAGAAGAAGAAACGGAAACAGCCAAACGGCGAUGAGUCCGGCAACAAGUCCAAAAAGCCUCGAGUCAAUACUGCCGUCUACGUGACUUCGAUACCUCUCGAUGCCGACCAAGAAGAGAUCCAACAUGUCUUUUCCAAAUGUGGUGUCAUCGCAGAAGAGAUCGACUCUGGAAAACCACGAAUCAAGAUGUACGAGGAUGACAAGGGCCAAUUCAAGGGUGACGCACUCGUGGUCUAUUUCAGACCCGAAUCAGUCAAUCUUGCGAUUCAAAUGCUUGACGACACAGAUUUCCGAUUGGGAACGCAAGGUCCAAUGGGCAGGAUGAGAGUCCAAGCAGCAGAUUUCUCAUAUAAGAGUCAACAGGAUGUCCCCCCAAAAACAAGCAAGAGAGAACAAAAGAAGGUCAUCCAAAAAACAGAGAAGAUGAAGGCUAAACUCAUGGAUUGGGAUGACGACGACCCGCAAACGCUACAGGACACAAGCUCCAAGUGGGACAAGGUGGUAAUACUGAAGCAUAUGUUCACGCUCCAAGAGUUAGAGGAGGAUCCCGCGGCGAUGCUUGAAAUCAAAGAAGACAUCCGCGAGGAAUGUUCGAAGCUGGGCCAAGUCACAAACGUUGUCCUCUUUGACCAGGAAGCUGAAGGUGUUGCAAGUGUCCGUUUCUCGGAUGCUCAGGCUGCAGCUGCCUGCGUCCAGCGAAUGAAUGGAAGAUGGUUCGAUGAGAGACAACUAGAGGCGUUUAUUGCAACAGGUCGAGAGAAGUUCAAGAAAUCAAGCGACAAGAAGGUCAGCUUUGACGACGAAGACGAUGAGGAAGAAGGAGGAGAGGGCGGCAGAUUGGACAAGUUUGGCUCGUGGCUGGAAGAGCAAGAGAAAGAAAAUAAUUGGAGCAGCGAGGACCGCCUCUUCUACCACGACUCACUAUCCUUUUCAGGCCCUGAAGGACCUCUUGAUGUUAUGCGCACGCUGUCUAUUUCUGCCUCUUGGCCUGCGUCCACCAGCGUUGUCUUGGGAGGGCCGCUUGCGCUCAACGUCUGCCUCGUCCCCGUCGAAAAUGGUCCCGAGCUGACGGUUAUUUCGAAUGUCAUUAUUUUGUGGCACUCUUCCUUCAUCUUCUGCGGGACUGUCUCCAUUGGCACGCCCCUGCCCUUGCUCCGGCUCAUCAGCUUCAGGAAUGGGAUCGAGUUUCGUGCGCGGAAAGGACUUUCCGCGAAGUUUACCCCUUCUAGGCUGGUCAUUCGUCGUCUAAUCCUGUGGAGAUUGUCCGUUGCUGAGGUUGUCUAUUUCCAGUUCCGGGAGCGGAACAUCCUCUCUUUUCUCAAGGCUUGCCAUGUACUUUUUCCAUUUGCGCCGGUCGAACCACCACUCUCAGAAGCUUGA